Messenger RNA from Diatraea saccharalis (sugarcane borer), 6222 nucleotides. NCBI's taxonomy places the organism in Eukaryota, Metazoa, Arthropoda, Insecta, Lepidoptera, Crambidae. The record is from the annotation of a GenBank genome assembly.
AUGCACUCUCAAGAACCAAAGAAAUCGCAAAGAAAAGUAUACAUACCAAUAAAAAUCCAAACGAACGCUAUAAAAAACGAUGAUAUCGCCAUCAAUGCGAGUUACAUUAGCAUCGAAGAUCUGACCAGUGAGGAGGACAGAAGAAGAGCUAGAGAGAGAGCCAAGAACACGGAAGUGAGAUAUCUGGAGAGUAUUAGGAACAAAAUUAAAUCUUUUUAUUCAUGCAACAGAGAUCAUUGUCCUGCUAUCAGGGAACGUUUGCAACAUCACCUAUUGGAAUAUCACUCUAGCAUCCCGCUCCAAGGACAGAGUCAAACGGUAACAAUAUCUCCGAAACCUUCAAUUCUGAAACGUACAGUCAAUCAAAAACUUACUGAACAUGAGUCUAUUCAAACAAUUCCAUUAGAGGACCUCAAAGAUACUACACAAAAUAAUAUCAUAGGACUGUUCAAUAGUGACGACCAUACCAACCAUGAUAACUUAGAAAGUACUACUGAAUGUAAACCUAUAAAAAACAAAAUAUCAUUUAUAAACAGACACUGUGUCAUGAAAAAUGACUUACAAGAUGAAAUCAUGAAAUGGUACAAAGAUAUACCUUUAUAUGCAAAUGUAAGCUUAUCUGUGGAGAACUUAAGACAGCAAUUAAUAAUUGAAUUCAUUGAAAAGCUUUAUGAACAUACUAAUAAAGAAAAUAAUGAAGACGAUUAUGAAAAUAUAAUAAAAAGAGAAAUCGAUGACUUUCUAAAUGCACUACCGAUGUGGUGUCCAGGGACUAGAGAAAGUCAAGAAUUGUUAAAAGAUAAAAUGAAAAAUGAUCUAAUGAUCUCAAUUAAAAAUCUACGUAGUAAACUUUAUUAUUUGACUGUGAGCUUUCAAACAGAUGGGCCCGUAGAAUCAAAGCCGUACACAAUCGCUUCAAAUGACUUUCAAAAUGAAAACAUUAAUAAACAGUUUGAAAAUGAAAUUACUGACUGGCUCAUGCAAAUCAAAUUUAAGGAAAGCGAUGAUAUUGGAAAGACUAUGAGUUUACUAGAUACAGCAGAUAUUUUUUAUAGAAGAUUAUUGCCCUUCUUAAAUAAAUCUGCGUGCACAAGACACCAUAAACUAGUAUUAAAAAGUCUUAUAUUAAAUACCUUAUAUAGUUUGCCCAACAUUUUUCAAUAUCCAAAGAAUAAAAGACUUUACUUUAAUCGCUUAGCAGAAGAAUUAACGAAUAGACUUGUGUACAUUCAAGUAAAAUACAUGAAUUCAAAUAGUUGCUGUGAUUAUCCUAAAGACAGAAAUAUUAUUAGAGUGACAGUUAAUAGCAACUCUGAUGAUAAAAGAUCAUCAUUUGAAGGUUUGGAUUCUAAUAUCAGCAAUAUUAAUUUCCAUCCACACUCGAGUGUCUUUGAAGAUGUCGCUGAAAUUUUAUUUGACUAUAUUGAAUCAAUUAGCUUUGAAAAUGCUCAAACGAGUAAUGAAGCAAAUAAUGAUAAUUCUAAGAAAAUUGAAGCAAUAAAAGAUGCCAUUGUUAGAGAUGUUACAAAAGAUAUCUUACAAAAUGCACAAUAUUCGAAUAUUGCUACCAAUACGUCUUUUAUUAUUAGUCCAAUAUCAGUUUUUAAAUCUGAACAAGAUUUAUUUGGGCAGUCAAACUUUCCUGUAACCUCUACACCAAAACGAAUAAGAACUAAAAAGGAAAUUAUUAAACAAAAUCCUGAAGAAAUAGCUUACACAAAAAGCGUUUCAGAAAUAGUUCAGACUUGGAUGGAAACUCUUCCCAAAAAUUUUAAUGAUGAUAAAAAAUUUAAAGAUAUCGUUAUCUCAGACUUAGUGGGAGAUAUUGUAGAUCAAAUAAAAAUGCAGCAAUUAGUCCCCGUCGAUGAAUUGGAUAAUAAUAAGUUAAUGUAUUAUAUAAUAUUUAGAUGGCUUUACAGGUUUGAUAUAUUUGAAGAUGAGUUAUCCGAAGAUAUUCCUCAAAUCAAAGACCUUCAAAAGCAAUUGAGACAAAUAUCAAUUCCAAACUUAAUAAGACCCCGACACGGAAAUCGACAAAUAAUGGCUAAUACAAAAUUUAAAGAAUUGGAAAACGAGUUCUUUGUCCCCUCAGGAAUGGAUGUUUUAGAAGAUGAAAUAUCUAUAUGGAUGAAUGAACAACCCUCGCAUAUCUAUUCAACAGAAGACAAAGCUGGUCGCGAUUUAAUGGUAAAAGAAUUAGCAAAAUCAUUACAAAGUCAUUUGGUCAAAAAAAGUGAAGAAAAAGAAAUAAAGACGGACAUAAAUAUAUGGUUAAAAAAGGUCUUAAAUUCAUCAGCUAAAAAAGAUAUUGAUAACCUAACAGAAACCCUUAAAAAUAGAAUUAUUAAACUACCUCAAGAUGACACAUUAGCAAAGAUUCUUGAAGUCAAAAUACAAAGGAAGUUACAAUCUGAGGCAACUCGUCUGAAUCCCGUACAGGUAUCAAUAGCAAAUGAAAUUGCUGUUGCUCAACCAAAUAUUGAUACAGAUGAAACAAUAAAAGAGUUUAUCACAAAAUAUAUAGAACAUAACUAUGAUAUCGAUGACACUGUAGCAAGAGCAGCUUUUGGUGAAUUGUUAAAAAGUGAAAUUCGAAAAUUAAGUCCUCCGACUAGACAAGAAGUAUACGACAAUUUUACUAAGCCAUACGAUAAACUAUCUCCAGAUAGACUCGAUAAAGAAUUGCAGUAUAUAAAAAUUGUUUCAGACUGGCUAAAAAAUAUUCCAAUCGAAAAUUCAUUUAACACUCCACAUAACAAAAAACGGAUUGAAAUUGUUAAUGAUGUAGCAAGAAACAUUUAUGAGGUUGAAGAAGAACGAAGUCGUGCACCAACAGCUAUGGAUUAUGAGAUGUACUUAGCUUCCAUCAUAAGCCAGUUCACAAAUAUAUUACCUAUACCUCUUGAACAUAGAGGACAAGUCAUGUUUAUGAUUGACGAAUUGAUCCGUAAAGUUUUAUCUGUCAGAACCCCGAUAACAUGUUGUUCAAAUACAAAUCAUUUGAAUUCCACGAAUACCUCUGGAAUUCCCGAAAACGAUAUAUGUGAACUAAUCCACAGUUACAUUCAUUCAAAAUCUACUGAACUCUCUGAUGAUCAAAUGAAACUUGACGCGUGGUCUGCUCGGUUGAUGAAAGAAGUGAAAAAAAUUGUGCAAAGUACAGCGGACCCAUCGACAUUGUGUAAAGCGCAAGUGUAUGAUAAAUUGCUAGCUACACCUACACCAGGACACGAAUCUGUGAGAAUUUUUUCUUUAGAACUAGAUUACGUAAAGGAAAUAUCAGAUUGGUUAAAAAAUUUACCUUUGCUUCCAUUACAAUCUCAAGAAACAAACGAAAAGAAAAUAAAAAUGAUAAUUGAACUAGCCGAAAAAUUUUCUGAAUGGGAGAAACGAAUGUUAAUAAAUUCAUCUGAUCAUCCAAACAAUUUAGAAGUUAAUGAGUAUGUCACAUCUUGGAUAAGAAGGCUACCUUUAAAUUCAAAUAAACAACUUGAUAUGCCAAUUUUGAUAUCACAGCUUUUAAAAAGAAUAGAGAAAAUUAAUAAAGGUUCAAUAGAUGCUAUUUUUCAGCCAAAUAUAUCAGAAAGUUACACUUCAUCGAAGAAAAGUAAAUCCACAUUAAAUAAGAAGCGAUCAAAAAAUAAAAAAUGUGUGUCGCCUUGCUGUAGUUCUGGUAAAGGUACAGUAGGAAAAGUUAUUGUUGAUGCAAUAGAAAACUGGAGCAAAAAUCUUCCUAUCAAGAGUGAUAGUAAAGAUGCUGAUAUGAGCAUUAAAGAUGAUAUCGCUAGAAAACUAUAUCAGAAAAUUGGUGAUCUUAGUGUUGACCCCCAAGUUAUAAAAGAUAAUGAUUUAUUUCAAGAACUGUUCGCAGAUGAAGUCGACUUACAACUAAGCAAAAUAACUCAACACCAAGACGUCCAGAAAAAGUAUAAUGUAUUGAAAAAUGAAUUAAUCGAUAAAGUAAUGGAAGGGAAAAGCAUUGUUGAAGAGGCUUUUGCUGGCGAAAAUUAUAAGCUGCAACUAGAAAAUACGAUAGAAUGUUCAUUACCUAAUCCUAAAAUAAACAAUAAUCAAUGGUACGAUCCUACAUUCGAAAUAUAUAAAAACCGUUUAGCCGACAAGUUUAUAUUGGACAAUUUCGAUCAUGGUAAUGACGCUGUAAAAAGUAAAUACGAUAGAAAAAUAAGAGAAGAAAUAGAUAAAUACUUUCAGAGUGUACAAAAUCGUAACGCUAUACCUUUGAGCAAGGGUGAAAUAUAUAACGAAUUAUAUAGCGCUCUUUUCAAAGUCCCCAUUCCCAAUGAAGCAUCCGCAAUAGCAGAAGUGGAAGAAGUAAAAACUAGAUGUGAGAUAGAUUUAUGGUUUGAAGGUUUACCGCUUCGUGAUGCAAUAGAUUUAAAUGAGCUCUUAGAAUGGGAUAAAAUAUUAACGAUGCUAACCAAAAGAUUAUAUGAAAUUGAAAAGUUUGAUAAAGAUCGUGACGAUAAAAUGCACAAAGAAAUAGUUAAAUGGGUUGUUAGAUUUCCCUUACUUCAAGGUCAAGAGAUUAAUAUUGACAAGUUCGCAAAUGAUUUACAAAAUCGACUAAAGGUAUCAAAAGAAAAUAGAAGAUGUGUAACUAGAUUUUCGAAAGGAAAACAACUAACAAAAAAUAAAAAGCCCAAGGAGUCGCCUCGAAAUAUAAAUCAAAUAGCAGGACCAAGCAAUGAGGGUCAGAACUGGAUCAGUCCUACUUCAAAUUCACAAUCACAUUGUCAACUCUCUUCAGAACCUCAGAAAAAACCAACAGAACUUGUAUUAGAAAUUGUUGAGCAAUGGUGUAAUCUACUACCUCUUCCUCAUGUUACUCCUCAGGAUGGAAUUAAUAAUAAAAUUAUAAAAGACAACUUGUUUACUCAAAUUAUUAUAAAAAUAUGUACACUUAAUGGUAAUCCACAAACUUUUAAUGAUGAUAUAUUAUAUGAAUAUUGUAUGGAUGGUGAACUUGAAAAUUUAUUGUCUAAAGUACCCAUUUGUUGUAAUUUUGAUAAUGUCAAAAAUUCACUAAUACCUCAAUUAAUAAAAGGAAUCAUAUCAAUUUUACCAUUAAUGAGAGAAGAAAAAGCCUGUUAUGAAUAUAAAAAUGAAUUAAAAACUACCAUUAAUCAUGUUUUACAAGAACCAUUGAACACAACAGCUGAGAAAAUAGCAAUGUUCAAUAAACUUAAAGAUGAAAUUAUAGAUAAUUAUGUGCAAUACCAUUAUAAUCGUGAGGAUGAUGAUCUUAAACAAAUUUAUAAAGAUAAUCUACACGAAGUCGUGGAAAAAUAUUUGCAAAAUAUUAGAAACAAAUCAGAUUACUAUUCAGUUAAUCCAUUAAUGAAAGAAAAUCAAUUAAUAUGUGAAUUAGCUAAAGUUCCUAUACCCUGUGAAAGAGUUAUUAAAGAAGAAGUAGAAGUAAUCAAAAUGAAAGAGGAGGUUAAUAAUUUCUUUGAUAGUUUGGGUCUCCCAGAAGAAUCAGAAGACAAAAUGACUCUGAGAAAUAAUAUUAAAUUCAGUUUAUCGAAGCGUCUUAAUGAUAUAGAACAGACUAAUCAAAGUAGCCAAAAUGACUCGAAAAUGAAAAAAGAAAUUCAAAGAUACUUAAAGAAAAUGGAUUUGGAAAUUGCUCCAGAGAAAAUCGAUGCUUUUGUGAAGAAAUUAAAAGAUAAUGAAGCAAUAAGAAAAGCUCCCCCUGUUACCAACAAAUCUAUUAUACAACCUUCAACAGAUAAGCUACAAUUAAUGGCUAAUUUAUAUGUACCAAACACAAUGGAAAAGUGUAGUUUUCAAGAGUGUAGUGAUGAUAGACAUAUCUUGAGUGGUGCAUCAGAAUGCCGUCACAUUGGAGAAGGCAGUCCUUUGAAUUCUUCGCCGGUAUAUAAUGAAACACAGCAACAGCAACUUUACAAUCACAUCCCGACAUCAAACCCUACAGCCGAUGCAUCUCAAAAUCAGCAACAUUCAUCAAGUCAAUCACAAAGGCAUGCACUAGGCCAGAACACCGUAAAAUUCGGCCUUAAUGAAGAUGAAGCUGAUCAUGAAGCCUGCAUAUGUGAAUUGCAAACGAAUCACAAGUUUAAAAGACGACCUCGAUGUAUUUUCCGCCUGGAAGAUUAUUGUGAAGAAUACUGUGACCAAUUCAGACACAUGUGGAUGCCAAUGCCUUAUCGAAUGCCACCUCCCGGUUAUUUUUAUUAUUAA